Symbiodinium natans is the source of this 3000-nucleotide messenger RNA. The record is from the annotation of a GenBank genome assembly. Lineage: Eukaryota; Dinophyceae; Suessiales; Symbiodiniaceae.
AUGGCCACUUCUGAGGGGGACCGACUGGAAUUCGUUUUCUUGCAAGAGAUACCGCAACCAAAACAGGGGGAAAUCCCCGCUGCACAAACAACGGCGAGUAAGAAGGGGCCGCGGCCUUUGGGCAAGCACAUCCCCCUCUUGGGGGAAGAGAGCUGCCAAGCCCAGACCCUGCAGGACCAUUUUCUCGUCCAGGCUUGGACACACGCAGAUUGGAGGAGCACAGGCAUUCUUCUUCGGCGACGAAAUCUUCAAGGUUCACACACGGUGUUGGCAUGUGGUGGGACCCUGGGACUCACCUGGGCCAAAGUGCGCACGACGUCGUUGGGCGUGGUGGGGCUCAUGUCGUGCCACCUGCCCCAUUGGACUACGUUGCAGCAAGCUGGAGAACUACUCCGCAACUGGUAUGACUCGACCAAGCCUCUGCACGGUCUUGCCCGACUCGUAUGUGGAGGUGACCUCAACGAGACAUUGACACUGGGGGAUGGAAGGGGGGCCUUUGGGGGGGCCACCGCAAGAGGAGAAGUGGUGGCUGCUUUCUUCCAGGAGCUUGGACUGGUUUCCGCGGAGUCUAGCUGGGCCGCGCCAACCUACCACCCCUACAACGACCAAAUGAGACCACGUCGUUUGGACUAUAUCUUUGCCAAAGGCCUGUGCAUGCUCGAGGCUGGCGUGCUAGAGGAGUCCAGACAUGAGAUGUCCUCCGACCACGAUGCAGUAGAGCUUCAGGUGGUGCAGCUGCCACAAACUCGUGACCCCCGACCCUGUAAGCUCAGGAAAGGGGUGCCAGUGAUGCCUGAAAAAGCAACAGCGCAGCUCCGUGCAACGGCCCCGCCUUCCGCGGGGGAAGGAUUGCUGGUUGAGUCGGUCGCCAACCUUUCGCAGAGACUCAUCGUGCCCAAAGAGUCCACGCGUUUCAGGGAAAGCGCACACCUGGGAAGGCUGCGGCAAGCGGCCCAACGAGCAAAAGGGGCAGCCUCGAGGGCGCUGUGGAAAGAGGUUCACGCUGUGCGGAAGAGUGAAAAACGUAAGUGGCUCAAGAGCCUCACGUUUUGGGCCACUAGAGGCAGCUGGGGGGCCUGGAAGAAGCUUUUUGGGUCGGGGCCCCGUAAGCUAUGGGAACCCCGCCUGGCCCAGCGCUACAACAACUGGGCCGACAACAUGACGGAGUACCUGGAGGGGAUCUUCUUCAGGGACAGUCUAGCCGAGAACGAUGCUGCUCGAGAUGAAGCAAGGCUCACCCUCGCGGUGAUCCCGAGCCCUUUUUGCGGGUUCACCAUGGAAGAAGUGCACAGGGUCAUGGCCAAAUGGAAAUCCGGCAGGGCAGCAGGCCCAGAUGGCGUCACCUACGAAGCGCUGCGAAUCAUCAUGAAGGACGAGGUGUGGGGGGGCUUUGUCCUGGAGGAGCUCAACGACUUCCUGAAACUGGGGUUCACGACAGAUGACCUGUACUGCACGUCCACGUUCAUGAUGGCAAAAAAGGCAGAGCCGACAUGGUGGGGGGACCUACGACCCAUCACCUUGUCUUCGGCCCUGCUGAAGCUUCUCAGCCAACUCACGCUGACUCGGGUGACACCGCUGCUGGGGACCACGCAUGAUCUACAGUGGGCGUCACCCUCGAAGCAGCCCCUGGAACUGGCAAUCAGCCUGGGGCGCAUGCUCAGGGUGUGCGAAGAAUGGAAACAGGAGACCUUCUUGGUCAAGAUUGAUAUAAGGAAGGCCUUUGACAGCAUCCGCAUCCCGAGACUCCUGGCUUUCAUAGCACGAAAGCUUGCCGCGCGCCCCAAGGAGGCGCGCUUGUUGAUUGAGAUGGUGUGCCACCUGGGGGUCCACGUGGAGUUUUUAGACCAACAGUUGCUGGUCAGACAAAGCAACGGAGUCAAACAGGGUGCCCCUGAGUCGCCAGUGCUAUUCGCAGCACUCAUCGCCGAGCUGGCAAAUGAAGUGGCGGAAGAGUUUAACAUGGCCAAGCCGCAAGAGGAGCCAGGGUGGGAGAUGCCCUUCAACCUGGCCACCUUCGCAGACGACAUGUACCUCUGGCAUUUCUGCCUGAGUCGACUGCAAGCCCUGCUCACAGCGGUAGAGCGCAAGGCGGCGGACAACGGACUGGACUUCCAGGGGGACAAGACCCAGGUGCUGACCAGCGUAGAAGGCGACAAGCGCACCCUCGUCAUCGGGGGCAAGACAGUCUCCUUCCUGAAGCCGGGGACACUGAUUCGUGUUCUGGGCACUCAACAGGGCUUCCGAAGGGGGCCCUCGGACAUUGCGGCGGAGGUCAACGCCAAGAUGCGCCAAGUCUUUUGGGCCCACAAAACUGUUUUCGCGGGAAAGAUGCCGCUCACCUGUAAGUGGGAAAGUUUCCACGCUGUUGUGAGGGGGGCCGCUUUAUGGCAAGCGGCGGCAUUGCCGCCGGGGCGCAACCUCUUGGCGGCCUUGAACACACAGCAACUCCGCCUAGUGCGGGUGAUGGCAGGCCUGAGGAGGAAGCAAGGGGAGCCCUUUGUGGAAUAUGAAAUGCGGAGCCUCCGGAUUUCACGCGCUCGGCUUCACCUCCACCAACAGGAACGCUUUUCCACUUUCGUUCUACGGCAGGUCUGGAGGUUGUACGGCCAUGUGGCCAGACAGAACAGCCGGGCCAAACAACUCCUCAGGUGGAGGGGGCCGGUUUGGUGGAAGGCGGAGCAACAAAAGAGAGGGGGCCGCCGACAUCCGGGCCGCUUUAAUGCGGGCAGGGAGGUCCAGAACGACAUCAACGCCUUCCUGGAGGUCGAUGACUGGAUGGAGGCUGCCCAAGACCGCAAAGCGUGGAAGCUCACGGAGAGAGCUUGGGUGAAGUCCCAAGACCUCCCGUGGGUGAACUGGGGGAGCGCGCUGACGAGCAGCUGUCCAAAAAACUGGCCCAACAGCUCCAACUCCAGAACUUGGCUCCCAACAAGAAGAAGAGGAAGAAAGCAAAGCCGCGGACAGGAGGCUCCCGGAAAUGCAAAAGACAGAGAGCCGUGA